This is a messenger RNA of Theobroma umbraticum, 795 nucleotides long. RefSeq names its product DUF2996 family protein. The record is from RefSeq and is a predicted model, not a curated record. Lineage: Eukaryota; Viridiplantae; Streptophyta; Magnoliopsida; Malvales; Malvaceae.
UAGAGAUUCAUCCAGUUCCAGUAGUAUCGAAAUGGCUACACUGGGAGGAAGAGCAAUAGGGUUCUCAAGCUUUCCAUCGUCUUCUUCAUAUCUCCGUGGGAAUUCCAGAGCCACCUCCUCUUCAUUCUCCUGCACUCUAUCAAUGCAAAUGGUCAGUAAAUCAAUGAUUUCGCGUAAAUGUGUCGCCUGUUCUGCUGUGCAGGAAUCGUCUAGUCCUACUGCCACAGCUGAAACAAAGGCAACCACUCCUGCUGAAGCAAAACCAUCACCCACUUCUGAAACAAAGGCCGCAGUUGCUGGUGGGAAGGAGGAAGUGAAGGCCGCCCCGAAAGCAGCUCCAGCAAGGCCCAAACCUGCAGCAAAGGCUCCUGCCAAACUACUGCCAGAGUUGAUGGCUGAGGAUGUUAUCCCUUCAUUGAAAACAACACUUGAAGCUCAAGUUGAUCUAUCUGAAAUUGAGCUUUCUUUCCAAGACAACAAGUUGGAAGGUUCAUUCCUGAAGAAGGGCUGUCCCUACUCAUUCUGGGCCUUCUUCCCUGAUGGAGUCCUCACAGGUCCAAAAGGGUUUUCAUUGACUUCAUAUGGCUCGGUAGCAAGCACUGUCGAGCCCUUCCUCAUUGAUGAGAAGAAAAUCACAGCAAAGCAUGUAGUGUUCUGGGUUGAAAAGCGUUUGGCAGCCCAAGGAAUUAUUCCUGUCUGGAAAGAAUGAGUUGGCAGCAUAAAACCAUGCCAUGUAAUUAUUCAUGUCAGAAACUAAUGCUAACUAUAAAAUUUUCCAAUUCAUUUUAAACAAAA